Messenger RNA from Colletotrichum graminicola M1.001, 2439 nucleotides. RefSeq names its product subtilase. The coding region runs from base 1 to 2439 and encodes 812 amino acids. The record is from RefSeq and is a predicted model, not a curated record. Gene Ontology annotation, molecular function: serine-type endopeptidase activity. The transcript has 6 exons. Lineage: Eukaryota; Fungi; Ascomycota; Sordariomycetes; Glomerellales; Glomerellaceae. Gene Ontology annotation, biological process: proteolysis.
AUGAGCCUCCUGUCAGUCUGGGGACUCGGGACCACCUCUCCGGUUUGUGAUGCUGACGACAUAUAUGCCCUCCUUGUAUCAGUUUUACCCACUUUCAUUGCCAUAGCUGAAAGGACACUAAACAACCUACCUGACCUCUUAGGCUCCGACGAGGACCCCUUCACGGAGACGCGGAAGUUCUACAUCCACUUCAAGACCGUCGUUUUCAACUUGAAUGCGGUCCUUGUGCUAUGGGACCCAGCCGGCCCGGCCUUCAGGCGUAUCGGUUUCCAACGCAACAAUGACGAGACCUACCCGAAGCUCCGCGCCCUUAGAAGGACACUACCCGAGGAUGAUCCCCCGAGCGAACGAUUCUUGACAGAUGUCGGUUACAUCUGCCCGAGCAGCGCUUUUCAUGUGAGCCGCAAGACCCGCCUGAAUCUAACCCAGUAUCAACGAUUUGAGGUAGUUCCCUCCCGCGGACAGGUGCUAUCGAACAGUGAGGCUCGAUUUCGGAUCCUAUUUCCGACUAGCUCCUGGGAUCUUGAGUGGCAGGACACGGAAAUUGCUGUUAACAGCCGAAUAUAUGAGAAGACCGAGCAUACGGAGGUCAAGAAUGGCCUCUGCGGGAUAAUCCUGGGAGUGAAGGCGGGAAUUCGCCCACGAAUGGUUGUCCACGCACGGAAGCUAUGGCAGCUGCAUGCUGACGUUGAGACCAAUCGGCUAUGCCCCCCCCAGGUGCGGGACGUUGAAUUCAUGUCCCUGAAAGAUCUACUUAAGCCUAAUCGAAGCAACCACGAGUCCUUGAUGUCGUCAAUGGAGGGGAAGGACCGCUUGAUCCUAUCAUUCGUCCUGGCAACAUCCCUUUUGCACUUCUUCAAGGGGCCAUGGCUACAGGCAAGCCUCAGCAGCGAGAAUAUCUGUUUCUUGGUCUCGCACCGGCGAUCAUUGCCAAACAUUACCAAGCCUUACUUGACGACGAGUUGUUCCUCCUUGACGCGGGAAGGACUCCCAAGAGAGUUCAAUCUGAACCAGCCGCAUCGGUUCCCCGACAUUCUGUCUUUGGGCAUACUUCUCCUUGAAAUAGCACGGGGGGCUCCCAUCGACUUUCAAGAGUCCCAGGAUCGGUGUGUCGUCGCCCUCGAAUGCAUGGAAAAGUGGACCAAGACAUGUCGGGCUGGCCGUUCUAGAACUAUUCACGAUUGCCUCCGUCAGACGAUCUCGGCUUGCAUCGACCCAAGAGAGUUCAUGAACGUGCUUCACAUGCGAUCAGUGAAUGAUUUUGAGAUUAGGAGGUACAUCUUCGAAAGAAUCCUAUACCCUCUUGAUUAUGCGCUCUCCACCGUCUACGAGAUCCAGUCGAACAAUCUGCAUGAGGACAUCUCUCGGGCGAAUGAAGCCGGUGGAAUUGGAUCAUUCGAUCAUCAAGACGAGGAUGAACUAGAAAAGCAAGAAGCCGCCGACGAAUGGCUUGGACACUUGGACGGCGUGCACGAUCUGUUUUAUAAAUGCCAAGAUCUAUGUGAGGAAGCGGUCAAACGAGCAACUCGUGUCAAAGUCGCCGUGCUCGAUACGGGUUUCCAGCUGCCGGAAGUUCUUCAAGAAAAUUACGAGGGCGAGGACCGCAUCAACUUCCAACAAUCUGAUACCUUUGUCCCCGCCACUAAAGGAGACGCCACGCAUGACUGGAAGGUUGACUGCGACGGCCACGGCUCUCGAGUGGGCCAGAUAGUCCUCCGAGUUGCUCCAGCAGCCGACCUACACGUUGCGAAAGUUUUCAGAACCAAAGAUGAUCUAGCAGAUCCCGAAAUGGCCGUGCAAGCUAUUAACCGCGCGACUCAUGACUGGAAGGUUGACAUAAUCAUCAUGUGCUUCGGCUUCGACCAGAUCAUACCUCUGAUUCGCAAGGCGAUGGACGAUGCUUUGAUGGCGAAGAAGCCGCCACUGUUCUUCGCGGCUACUAGUAACGACGGAGCUCACAAGCGUACGUCGUGGCCCGCACGAGACAUUUCGGUCAUCGGGAUCAGCUCGACCGCUGGCAACGGAGACGUAUCCCCAUUCAACCCUUCAGAAAAAGAUGCACAUCCCAUCCUGUAUGCAUUUGGAGAAGGUGUUCCUAUCGAGGUUGCUGCCCCCCGCAACCCGGAGAGGCUUAUUACCAAAUAUGUGUCCGGAACCUCGUAUGCCACUCCCGUGGCGGCUGGACUGGCGGCAAACCUGUUGGGAUGCGUUCGCAUGGUGGUAGAAUCUACUUUUCAGGGAGAAGACCGAGCCCUCUACAGCCACGUUCCGAGGGAUCUGGAACAGAUGAGAGGUAUGCUGGCGGUUCUGAGACGUCACAUGCGGAGGAAACAUGUCUGCGGCGUGAAGAGCUUACUCCCCUGGGAUUUCCUUAAAGUUCAAAUGCUGGACAACAACAAGAUCUUACGCGAUGUAGCAGAUACGUUGCUGGAAGGGUAG